Messenger RNA from Capsicum annuum, 282 nucleotides. The record is from the annotation of a RefSeq genome assembly. Lineage: Eukaryota; Viridiplantae; Streptophyta; Magnoliopsida; Solanales; Solanaceae.
AUGGAUGGAAUCAAAUAUGCAGUAUUUACAGACAAAAGUAUUCGGUUAUUGGGGAAAAAUCAAUAUACUUCUAAUGUCGAAUCAGGAUCAACUAGGACAGAAAUAAAACAUUGGGUCGAACUCUUCUUUGGUGUCAAGGUAAUAGCUAUGAAUAGUCAUCGACUUCCGGGAAAGAGUAGAAGAAUGGGACCUAUUAUGGGACAUACAAUGCAUUACAAACGUAUGAUCAUUACGCUUCAACCGGGUUAUUCUAUUCCACCUCUUAGAAAGAAAAGAACUUAA